Drosophila hydei is the source of this 1613-nucleotide messenger RNA. RefSeq names its product dynein regulatory complex subunit 2. The coding region runs from base 1 to 1611 and encodes 536 amino acids. The transcript is spliced from 6 exons. Lineage: Eukaryota; Metazoa; Arthropoda; Insecta; Diptera; Drosophilidae. Gene Ontology annotation, cellular component: axoneme; axonemal dynein complex. Gene Ontology annotation, biological process: regulation of cilium movement; cilium-dependent cell motility; axonemal dynein complex assembly. The record is from RefSeq and is a predicted model, not a curated record.
AUGGGCAAAAAGGGCAAAGGCAAAGGCAAUAAGCUGGCCAAAAUGUCCGAGGAGGAGCGCGCCAGAUAUUUGCAAAUGCGCGCCGAUGUGGAGGAGGAGACGAGGCGACGCAAAAUGCAGCUUAUAGCGCUCUACAUGAAGAACAAGCUGAAGCGCGAGGAUGCCUUUUGUCGCCUGAACAUGGCCAAAAUCAAUCAGGAAUGGCGUUCCAUUUUGCGACAGGUGAAAAUUCAGGACUUACGCCGUGAAAUUCUCGACGUGGCGCAGUUCUUCGAGCAGGCGCUCAAGCGCAAGGAUCAGGUCAUACAGCGCCUCAUAGGCGACAUCAAUUCCACGGAGGACAUGUACGCCAAUUUGCAGCAGUCGCAUAUGGAGAACAUUGAUCAGAUAAUCGGCAUACAUCGUAGUCGCAUGCAGUUCUUCUGGCGCAUCUACGAGGACGAUAAGCAAGCGGUGCUGCGUGAAUAUAAACAGGAUGCGUCUAUCUAUAAGGACUUGCAGGCGGAGAAGCAACAGCAACUCGAGUGCGUUUUCUAUCAGCUAGAGGAGACCGCCGAUCGUACAGUUAAAGACAAUCAUGAAAUCUAUCUGGAUCGUGUUGAGGAUCUGAAGAGCGGCAUGCACUUGAAGCUGGAAAAGAUUACGGGCCGGGGCGAGGGCAAGCUGGAGGCAUUGUGGCAGGAGUAUCAAUCGGUUCUAGCCGGCUAUGGCAAGCACAUCGAAGGCUUCUACUCCGAGUAUGUGGAUCUGAAGCAACGCGACGAGGAGAGCGCCCAACAGAUCAGCCAGCAAAGCUAUGAGAUUGAGCAUCUGAUUGAGCAACUGGGCAAUCUUCGCCUGCUCGCCGAGGAGCAGCAAAUCAAGCAGCAGGCGCAGCUACACGAGAGGCAAAACAUCAAGCAGCAGCUCACCGAUCGCCUACGAGAGCUGCGCAGCUGCGUCGAAAAGGAAGUGGAACAGCAGCACAAGCUAUUCAAGCAAAUGACCGUGGAGAGUUAUGAAGCUAUAGAGACACUCAAGGCACAUCUAAGCAAAUGCGAAACCUUGUCUCAGCUGUCGCGCAUUUGCGGCAAAAUGGAAACGCAGCGAGAGAAACUGUUUCUGCUGCCUCAACUCUCAAAAGAGAUAAUUGAGAUACGCGAGCUGCAAACGCCUGGCGAGGAUGACGCUCCAACGGCCAAUGAUCCACUCAAGGAGGAAGUUGCCGCGUUGCCACAAAUGGAAACCUUUUGGCGACGCGUUAACAAUGUCUCCGUCGAUGUCGCUUGCCUCAAGCAGCAGAAACGCAAUUUGGAGGCGGAAAAUGCAAAACUUAAGGCAGAGCUGCAGGACUAUCUGAUCGAUCUGAACAUUAGCAACGGCUCCAAUAGCCACAUACACGAUUAUCUAUCGCGUCGACCUAAGAGCAUGUCCGUGGACCGCGUCACACAGCUGCGUUUGCAGCCGAAGCAGGUGAAAAGCGCAGUGGCAACCAGCCGACGUCCACCCCCACGUACAGCUGGAACACAUUUGGCUAGCUGUGAGGCAGGCAUUUCAAAUCUCAUUCGUUCCCGAAACCUACUCAGAGGCAGGCCUCAGUUGGCUAGCUUAGAGCUUAGGAGGCAUUUAUAAAA